AUGCAGAGCAAGAUCCGAGAUAUGCAAUCUAUGAUGCACAGUGCAACCACUUUGGCACCGGACAUCCCCCGAGUAAUCGAGGAGUCAAAGCGAACUCCUUUCUCUCAUCAGAUAGCCAGAGUUCGCGUUAAGGAUAUUGGGAAAAUAAAACUCAUGAGCUACGAGGGAAAAAGAGAUCCGACUACGCAUCUCAAAACCUUCUUGCUCACGGUUAGCCAUGUGGACCUCGAGCUCGAUGAAGCAGAUGCCGGUUACUGUAAGUUGUUCGCAGAAAUGUUUUGCGGACCUACUCUGCUCUGGUUCUCAUCCCUGGCUGCUGGCUACGUUAACAAUUUCAUGGAGUUAUCAACUUCGUUUAUCAAACAAUAUUCUAGCUUGAUUGAAACAGCGGUAACAUAUGCCCAACUUUGGAACUUGAACCAAACUGCGGGGGAAUCACUUCGCUCGUAUAUAACUAAGUUCAAAGAAAUCCAAAUCCAGAUUCCAGGGCUUUCAAAUUCAACUGCCUUGUCUGCCCUGAAGAACGGUCUGUGGCAUGAGUCUCGCUUCCGCGAAGAAUUAACUGUGAAUCAGUUCGCUACCAUCCAAGACGCUUUGCAUCGGGCUUCGAACUGGAUAGUUGCAGAAGAGGAAAAAGCGGCUGCGGCCCAAAAACAUAAAGUUACUUCCAAACCUGGGUUUGAAGUACCUGCUAAGAAGACUCCUCCGUCAACUCCGAAGUCCGGGCUCAGUACCUUCGCCAUGGAUAAGUCUCCACAAAAAGGUUCUCCUAGGAGUUCACCAUCCAACCCACCGGUCUCACCAUGCUCUAAGAGCGGAAUGCUCCCAAGUAACAAGUGUGUUCGAGACGAGAACGUGUACUGCAAACUGCACAAAGUAAAUGGGCACUCAACCCGGGACUGCAAGAAAUUGAUGCACCUUCUCGCAGAAAAAUUUGUGUCUGGUGAAAUGUCAAGCGUGACUAUCAGCGAGCUUGAUCAAAAAGCAGCAUCCGAAGCCGAUGAGGAUGCCCCACCAAUGAAGAAGCUAAAGCAGGCUGAUGGUGAUACAGCUCCCAAGAAGAGGAUAGACGUCAUCAUGGGUGACUCGCACCUUUUCCGCAACUCGAUCACAGCAAUAAAGGAUCACCAGCAGAAAUUCACAAACCCAGAGCCCAAGCGAAUUAAAGUUACUACAAGUGACUUACCCGAAGUCACCUUCUCGGAGAAAGAAACCAAAGACCUGAGUACUCUGCACGACGACGCACUGGUAAUAUCAUUGGAUGUUGCGAAUCACAAAGUGUGCCGGAUUCUGAUAGACACCGGGAGUUUGGUAGACUUAAUUUUCUUGGAGACACUAGAAUGGGCAUUGGAAGAGAGCACAUCGCGGGUCCCCCUUCCCCUUCAGUCUCGUUCACAAGUGAAACAUCUAUGUCAUUGGGUACAAUAA
Camelina sativa (false flax) is the source of this 1428-nucleotide messenger RNA. Lineage: Eukaryota; Viridiplantae; Streptophyta; Magnoliopsida; Brassicales; Brassicaceae. The record is from RefSeq and is a predicted model, not a curated record.